AUGAAUGGUCAAUUGCUUGUAAGACAAUUAAAAAGGUGUACAAAUAGUUGUUAUUGUGGGAACACUUCGAAACAAUUGGCAGCAAAUUUCAGUUCAAACAAUAGUAGUAAUAAUAAUAACAAUAAUAAUAAUAAUAAUAAUAAUAAUAGUAAUGGAAUUACAAACCUUUUUAAACAAAUAAAUAUAAAUAAAGAAAAUGGUGGAAUAAAUUUUUCAAGUGCAGCACCAGCAAUAAAAUCAUCAUCAUCAUCAUCAAUAUCACCUACAAAAAUUAUAACAACAAAUAUUUCAUGUAGUAGUUGUAAUAGCGCACAAGCGCCAAAUCCACCACCACCACCUCCAACACUACUACAACCAGUACAACAACAAAUAACUACCACUCAACAAAAGCCAGUUGUUAGUUUUUAUAAAAGAAAUUUACCAUCACAUUUGGUAGAGUUUUCUUCAGACGAAGGUAAAAAAUUAUUUAGAGAAUCCUUAGCAAAUGGUCAUAUGGAAGGUUAUUUCUCUUUAGCUGAACAAUUUGUAUCUCAAAGUGAUCCAGCUUUUUGUGGAUUAGCAACAUUAGCAAUGGUAUUAAAUGCAUUAAAGAUUGAUCCAAAUAGAUUAUGGAAAGGACCAUGGAGAUGGUUUGCAGAGGAUAUGUUAGAUUGUUGUAUACCAAUUGAAUCGGUAAAGAAGAGAGGUAUUACAUUUACAGAGUUUUCAUGUUUAUCCAAAUGUAAUGGUGCAAAUAUUAAACCCUAUAGAGGUGAUGAGAGUGAUAUCAAUCAAUUUAGAAAUAGUAUUAUAGAGGCUUCAAGUAAACAAGGUAUUCAUUUGGUAAUGUCAUAUAGUAGAAAGGUUUUAGGUCAAACGGGGUCUGGUCAUUAUUCACCCAUUGGUGGAUACCAUAAAGAAAGAGAUUUAGCAUUGGUUUUGGAUGUUGCCAGAUUUAAAUAUUCACCACAUUGGGUACCGGUUGAAGUAUUAUGGGAAUCAAUGAAAGCAUUGGAUAAUGAAACUAACAGACCAAGAGGUUACUAUCUAAUUAGUAAGAAUCCAUCUUAUGAACCUUCAUUUUGUAGAAUAAAGAAUACAUUAUCUUGGUCAAGUAUUGCUGAUCAAUUCUUAAAGGGUUUCCCCACUUUAUUGGCUGAAAAUAAUCCAUCAACCUAUGAAGAUGUCAUUGAAACACUAUUUAAAACUUUACCACCUGAAACACCUUAUGUGCUUUGUGCUUACUCUCAUGAACUACAUAAACAAUUAAUGAUUGGUGAUAAAGAUCAUCAUUUCCUCUAUAAUGAUCUUAAUAGUGGUAAUUUUAAUUUAAAUAAUAGUAGUUGUUGUAUUGAUACUUGUGAUGAUAUUUCUCAUCAACAUAAUAGUAAUAAUAAUAAUAAUAAUAAUAAUAAUAAUAAUAAUAAUAAUAAUAAUAAUAAUAAUAAUAAUAAUGCAAAUGUAAAUAGUAAUAAUAAUAAUGAAGAAGAAAAUAAUAAUAAUAAUAAUGAUAAAUAUAAUAAAUGGGAGAAAUUUUUUGAACAAAUUACAAAUAAUUCUUUAGCAUUUAAAGUUAUAAAUAAAUUAAUUCAAGAUGGAAGAAUUAAAUGGAAAGUAACACAUCAACAUAAUCAACAUGGAACUACACAAGAAAUUUGUCAUGAUUAUCCAACUCAAUUGGCAACUUUUAUGUUUUUGGCUUUCCCAUCACAUGUCUAUAGUCGUUUAUCGACAACUAUUCGUGAUAAAUUGGCUGAAAUUAGAAAUUUAGAUGGUUUAAAUGCAAAUGUAAUCGCUGAAAUAAUGAAGGUACGUGAAGAAAUGUUUUUGGUUGGUAGAAGUGCUUGUGAAUGUUCUCCUGAAGAUCCAAUUGGUUGUGGUUCUCCAAAAUCUUCCAAUUAA
Molecule: messenger RNA, 1881 nt
Organism: Dictyostelium discoideum AX4
Lineage: Eukaryota; Evosea; Eumycetozoa; Dictyosteliales; Dictyosteliaceae
Exons: 2
Coding region: 1-1881 (626 amino acids)
Biological process (GO): phytochelatin biosynthetic process; response to metal ion
Molecular function (GO): metal ion binding; acyltransferase activity; glutathione gamma-glutamylcysteinyltransferase activity
Source: RefSeq, a predicted model, not a curated record